Molecule: messenger RNA, 3793 nt
Organism: Protobothrops mucrosquamatus (brown spotted pit viper)
Lineage: Eukaryota; Metazoa; Chordata; Lepidosauria; Squamata; Viperidae
Gene: BMT2
Product: base methyltransferase of 25S rRNA 2 homolog
Exons: 5
Coding region: 47-1231 (394 amino acids)
Biological process (GO): negative regulation of TORC1 signaling
Source: RefSeq, a predicted model, not a curated record
UGGGGAAACGGAAGGUGUGGGGUUGCGGAGCGCUAGUUCUAACACCAUGGAGGUUGAAUGCGGGACACCUAUCCUGUUUUUGCCUCAGCCCCGAGAACAAGAGCGGAAACUGCAGCAGGAGAAGCUCUCCGGGGUGGUGAAGAGCGUUCAUCGGCGCCUGCGCAAGAAAUACCGGGAAGUGGGUGACUUUGAUAAAAUAUGGCGUGAACAUUGUGAGGAUGAAGAAACUCUCUGUGAAUAUGCUGAAGCAAUGAAAAACCUGGCAGAUAAUCACUGGACUAAAACUUGUGAAGGAGAAGGUCGCAUUGAAUGGUGCUGCAGUGUGUCCCGGGAAUAUUUUCAAAAUGGUGGAAAACGGAAAGCACUGGAAAAAGAUGAGAAAAGAGCAGCUCUUGCUACUAAAAGCAUUCAAACUACCAGCGUUCAUCCAAGUUCAAAAAUGGAAGUUUCUACUGAUAAUUUAAGCCAUAGUUCUAUAAUGGAUGAAUUGUUGCAUCCUUCAGGAAAAAUAAGAUUACUUGAUGUUGGCAGCUGUUUUAAUCCAUUUUUGAAGUUUGAAGAGUUUCUGACUGUUGGUAUUGAUAUUGUCCCAGCUGUUGAGAGUGUCUACAAAUGUGACUUUUUAAACCUUCAGAUUCAUCAACCUCUUCAACUUGCACAAGAUGCCAUUGAUGCUUUUUUGAAACAGUUGAAGAAUCCUAUUGAUUCCCUGCCUGGAGAACUAUUUCAUGUUGUGGUCUUUUCCCUCCUCCUUUCUUAUUUCCCUUCACCCUAUCAGCGGUGGAUAUGUUGUAAAAAGGCCCAUGAACUACUUGUAUUAAAUGGAUUGCUCCUUAUUAUCACUCCUGACUCUUCCCAUCAGAAUCGCCAUGCUAUGAUGAUGAAAAGCUGGAAAAUUGCUAUAGAAUCUUUAGGGUUUAAACGUUUCAAAUACUCAAAAUUUUCUCAUAUGCAUUUGAUGGCCUUUAGGAAAAUCUCACUCAAAACAACAAGUGACUUGGUGAGCAGGAACUACCCAGGGAUGCUAUACAUUCCCCAGGAUUUUAACACUGUGGAAGAGGAGGAAUUUUCUAAUAAUUCCUGCUAUAUCCGAUCAGAUGUUGAAGAUGAACAACUGGCCUGUAGCUUCAUGGAGCUUCCAGAUGCUCCUUAUGAUUCGGACUCCGGAGAAAGCCAGGCUAGCUCUAUACCCUUCUAUGAACUAGAAGAUCCUAUAUUGCUUCUAAGUUAAUGUAACAAUUAAAAUCUGCUUCAGAGUCCAAACUCCCUUUCCCGUAAAACUAAUUUUGCAAAAUUGACAUCUGCUCUGCACAUGAAGCAUUUAGAAAAAAGAAAUGCUAAAGAUUUUGAAAACUAUUGCUAUUUUUUUGUACUUAUAAAUUUUAAAAUGUAUUCUUGUAUUGAAAAAUUAACAUGUGUUUUAUGCAGUAUGACUCAUGUCGUAUCAUGAACAGGGUUUACUUAGUAAUAUUCUAGAAAGAUACCUUUCCCUUCCAGUGCUGUGAACUGUGAUUAUGCAUUCUAUGCUGAUGUGCCCUGGUUUGAUACUUUUAAUGCUUUUGAUUGAGAUUCAUGAUAGCAUUUCUGAGGUUUGCACAAAAUAGAUGAUAUGCACUGUUAAUUGUCUAAGAAAUAUGUUUAGAAAGCUUUGUUAGCCUUGAACUUGAACAAAGGUUUUGCUUGAGUUAAUGUUGAUCUGGUCAGUGAAAAUAACUGCAAAAUCACUUCACUUAAGUUGUAUUUGCAACUGGAGUACUUUAACAAAAUACAGAUCCUGUUAUCUGUGCAAUUCAGUAUACUAUAUAAUAUACAUAAGCAUAAACAGGUUUCUUUUAGUUACCUCACAACUUGUGUAUUCGUGCCAUUGUUUCAAUUUCACUGCUUUACCAAGUUUUCUUAAAUUAAUAUGUUUAUCCUAAACAUAUAUAAACAUUUUAGGCAAUGGGAGAAAAUAGAAGAUUGUUGCUUAAUUCUCUGUCUAGAUGUCAGGUUAGAUAGCUAAUCUGCAUAUGAAGACAAUAAGUUAAAAAAUUAAGAUUAAUUUCAUUCAUUCGAGUUAAAAAUGAGCAAUAAAACAUUUUGUUUUAAGAACAACUCCAACAUUUCCAUUCUUAGCUGCCCCAGAAAUUUACUAAUAUCUAAAGAUCGUUUCCUGAUUUAAUAACUGAUUAAAUAAUUUAUGUUUGCAUAUCUGAAUGAGGAUGUAGCCAAUAUAUUUUGAAAUACACAAAAGAGAAAUCUAAAAAACAAAAUAGUUUUACAAUUUCAGAAAUGAUAGUAUUAAUAUUAAUCAUUCAUUUCAGGAAGUCCACUGCUUAGUUUCAAGGAAAGUAUUUAUGAAAGGUAUUUAAAAAAAAAUUACAAUGCUUUUACCACUAAAUUUUUGCACAAAAGUUUCACAACUGACUUUUAGGUUUGCUUUUUACCUUGUGUGUUGAGUAAUUCAUGGAAUAAACCUUAUAUGUUAAACCUUAUCUAAAUGCAUUCAUUGGUGAGACAUGAACUAAAUAAAAGACCGCAAUUUUUAGCUCCAAAAUCAGAUUGGCAAACCAUUUACUCCACAGAUAAAGCAAAAUGGAGUGUGAAUGAGCUAUAUAUGUAAAAACGGUGCUAGAAAGUUUGCAGCCAACAUGUUACAUCCUCAGCAACUUUUUUCAGUUCCAUAACUAUAUGCUAGCCAGGCAAACGUUUCCUACUUCUAAUUAAAAAUUCAUUUUAACUAGAAUUUAAAAGCUUGCUCCUUUUAUAUUGUUGGACUAGUUUAAAAAUCUGUUAGUUUUACCAUCUUCCCAUAAUAUUGUUUCCUGUUUAUGUAUCCAGACUAUGCAUGAUGCACUGUUUAAUUAGCAAAAAGUUCUCAAAAUCCAAUAGUACAAUGCAUUUAUGUUGUGUGUAUAUAUGUGGUAUGCUGUUUUCCAACUCAUUCUGAUGCCUAAUCCAGUUCAAGAUAUAUGUAGAUGAAAUAGCUUCAAGUUUGAAGAUUAGAUAUUGGCCAGUAAUACCUGAUGACUUUGUGAAAAAUAUGCUGUUUUCCUGAAUGUUAGUGGAUAUGGUGAUGUUUUAAACUACUUGCUAUAUUUUACUCAAUAUAUUUUCACUGGAUAUACACAUUUCAAGACAGCUAUGUAGAUCUGGCAGACGUUCCAAGAAGGUGGUUCUUGAAAACACCAAGAGGUUAACCUAGGACUAACAAGGAAGAUAUCCUUUUCAAGUAUACCACAAAAUGUCUCAUUUUUUUAUGUUCUCAGAGCACAUCAGGAGAAAACAUCGAUUUUCUGAAUAGUGUUGAUGUAUACUAUUUCAUUCAAUUUGCCUUUAAUGAUCAAGACAGCAAAACUGCCAUUGUUACAUUAUUAAUAGAGAAUUUGAGAAUAUAAAAUAAUAUUUUAUAACAAAGCCAUAAUAAUGCUUGGUUAUAUUUAUACACAAUCUUGAGAGCAACUGUUUAUACAGAUCAGUACUAACAUAAUCAAAUAUUACCUUCAAUGGAAGACUGAGUUAACAUUCUGUGGCUUGCUUUGUUGGUUGUACCCUGGUUUUUGAUUUUUAAAUAUGUUUACAAAGUAGUGUAAUGUUGGCAUCUAGCCAAUAAUAGCUUAUUCAACAACUGAGAUUAAACUGGCUUGUUACACUAUGUUGUACCUCUUUGAAAACAUGCUUAACUUUCAGUUGUUCUUUAGGAUUUUCAUAUUUCUGUGUUUAAAAAAUAUUAAUAUCAAGCAUCAAUUGCAAUUCAUUCAAUCCAGUAUAUUUGCUCUUCAUUAAAAUGUUGAACUCUUAUGUACUUCCAGCA